GAUUCAAUUGGAUGAGUCUGUUGAGCAACUGAAAGAAGCAACCGAGAGAAUGAAUGUGCAAAACGAAAGGAUUCAAGCGCUAACAGACAUCGUGGUGCAGAAAGAUGCCAUUAUUACAAAGCUAGAAGACUUGAGAUCUCAUUUAGAAGAAAAAGUGAAGGACUAUGAAAAGACUAUAACUACUUUUAAAACAAAGCUGGCAAAUGAGAACUCUAAUAAAGCUAGUGAAAGCAGCCGAUUCAAGGGACAUGAGGAAAGUGAGUUGGAAGUGGGCAGAAAGCGCUGUUUUGAAGAUAAGCCUCCUGUGGAAGAGCCACCUCCAAAGAAAGUUGUUGUGAAGGAGAGAAAGAAAAAGAGCACUCUAGAGCAAAAGAGAAUGGAAUACAUGAAGCAGAAGUGCUCUGCGUACCAUAUGGAAGUACUAGCACUGAGGGAAAGAUCUGAAACCUCGGAACGUCACUUAGCUGUGCUUGAAGAGCAUUGCAGGAGAGAAGAAAAUAAAAAAGAAGGUCUCAGUAAGCAGGUCACAAGCCUGCGUAUUAAGCUCUCUUUUUCUGAAGAAACAGCUGCUGACCUCUGUGAACAACUUCGGCAGUGUCAAGCUGAGUAUCGGGAAAUUGCUUCUGAGCUGGAUGAACAGAGAUCUGUAAAUAUGGGGCUGGAAGAAAAAAAUGUUCAACUAAAUAACAUCAUAGAAGUUGCCAAACAAAACAUAAUUGAUAAAGUGUCACAAGUAAAAGCAGUGCAGACCAAAUUAGGUGACUUAUACAGACGUCACUUAGAGUCCUACGCUAUCGAUACUGACUUAGUCAAGGUAGAGGAUUCCUCAGGCUCUGAGGAAGAUGAACCAGAGAGAUCUCAAAUUAGUUCUGCAUGCCUUCAGUCACAGGCUUCUUCUAUGUCAGAUCUUGCACAGGACCGCUCCUUUUACCACGGUCUUGAAAGGAUUUGGGAAGCAUGCAAACAUAUUAUUGAUGUUUCCUCACAAAAAAGUCAGCGGAUCGAAGCACUGCUUCAAGAUGUUGAAAGCCUAAGGAAGGGACUGAAAGAUGCUGAGAAUUGUAAUAAUCGACUUGAAAUGAAGCUAAGCGAGGUUACAAAUCCAGGUAGUCAGAAAGAAGAUCUUAUGAAUCAGUUACAAGAGCAAAUAGAAAAGAAAACCUGGGACUUUGAAAAAAAGGCUGCGGAAGAUCACAGAGUAAUUGCACAUUUUGAGGAGGAAGUUGCCAACUGUGAGGUAAAAAUAAGAGAGCUUGAAUGUCUCCUGGAAGCUUUCAGAGCAAAGGAAGGCAGCGUGACAAAACUCGAAGAGUUACUUAAGGAAAAGGAAUCCAUUAUUGUAAAUCUAGAAACAGUUAUGGCAGCUCUGCAGGAGAAGUCUGCUAAUGAAGACACAAAGGUUGAAGAGCUAAAUAAUGAAAAAGCAAAUCUGAUGGAAGAAGUUGUGCAGCUGAAAAACAGCUUGGAGCAGAUGAAACACUCUCUUUGGGAAAAGGAAAGGAGUGAAAAGGAGAAAAUACAAACUAUAGAAUCGCUUAAAAAGGCUGUUGCUGAGAGCUCUGUCCUUGUGCGGAAUUUGAAAAAAGAUUUGCAGAGGAAAGAAGAAGAGUAUGCAGACUUAAAAGACAAACUUCCUGAUGCCAAGAAACAAAUUCUGCAAGUACAAAGCGAGGUGACUGGUGUACUUAGCAGAACUUUGCGGGAGAGGAAUGGGAUGAGCGCAUGA
Molecule: messenger RNA, 1726 nt
Organism: Lagopus leucura (white-tailed ptarmigan)
Lineage: Eukaryota; Metazoa; Chordata; Aves; Galliformes; Phasianidae
Product: kinesin-like protein KIF20B
Exons: 6
Coding region: 50-1726 (558 amino acids)
Source: RefSeq, a predicted model, not a curated record